CAAAAACUUUCUUUAAACUAGUAGAAAAAAGUUCAUUAUAUAGGCUAUACUAAAAAGAUAAAGAGUGUCAAAUAUUUCAAUAUUGAAGAAUUUUAUUCAGUAAACUGGCCUCUUUUCUCAUCUAUAUUUGCUAUUUCAACUAAAAGAGUAACUGACUUUUGCAAUUAUUAACGAUAAAAGGAUAUUCUAAAAUUACAUUUUUGGUCAUUUAAUAACUUGAUUAUGUAAGCUGUAUUAUAAAAUGUUACUUUCUCUUUUAAAUCGUUAAUAACCAUUUCUUAGUUUUCAAGGAUCUGUAUAUCACAGUUUACAUGAUGGAUUUUUGUAAUAAAGUGGUUCACAUUGAAUCUGUUGCAAAGUCUGAAAGGCGUUUAAUAUAUGAUGACGGGUCAAAUAAGAUUUACUGCAAUAGUGUAGAAUUGGGGAGAGUUUUAGAAGAGCCUAGUUGCUUGUGGAAGAUUGUCAAUGUAGAGAAUGAAAAAUAUUUGCUGGAGAAUAUUGAAUAUGAGGGAUGCUAUCUAAAGAACUCUUUUGCUGGAAAGGGAGAAUCAACGCUAACCCUGGUAAAAAAUAUCCAACAGGCAACUUAUUGGACUAUUAAAAGAGUUUCAGAUAAUCGUCACGAACCGUCUUUUUACAUAAACAUGUUUAAUUCAAUGUACUCUUUAUGCAGCACCUCUAGAGCAUGCGUAAAAAGAAUUAACAAUUCAAAUUCUGAUAUGACAUUUCACCAGUGGAAAAUUCGUAUCAUUCGUGUUUCAUGCGAUUGGGUAGUUGUUUCAGAACAGAGAAACGAGACGAGAGAUUUAUUAAGGAUAGACGAGGAGUUAACAUAUAGUGUUAAAAAUACACGGUGUCCGAAAAAAAGAGCAAAUUUCAUGGAAAAGCGUACAAUUUGCAAACUCCUCUCAAAAUUGACGGAAAUAGCAGACCAUUGCGCAUAUUUUAAAAGAGAAUUAGGAUUUUCUAUUACAUCAUCAGACAUAUGGCUUGAAGAGAGUUCUUCCAAAGCGAAGAUAAUUUUACAUGCAAACGAAGAACUUAAAAUACGACAAAUAAGAGCAAUCUGUGGAAAUUAUGUAAUUAAAGCACCAACUGUUCAAUUUAUAACAAAAAAAUUUGAAACUGAUACCAUUAUGCGUGAUGUUUGAUUACUCUAAUACAUGCUAUUCUACACUUUAGUAUAUUUGUACCAUUUACAGCUUUAACAAUUGAUUUGAUAUUCAAUUUACUUAACAGAUGAAAUUUUAUUUUUAUAAUUGCUAUUAAAAGAAACAAAACUACAAGAUAUCGACAAAGAGAUAACCAAUUUUCUCAAUAUAGAG
Messenger RNA from Dimorphilus gyrociliatus, 1325 nucleotides. The record is from the annotation of a GenBank genome assembly. Lineage: Eukaryota; Metazoa; Annelida; Polychaeta; Dinophilidae.